Didymodactylos carnosus is the source of this 210-nucleotide messenger RNA. NCBI's taxonomy places the organism in Eukaryota, Metazoa, Rotifera, Eurotatoria, Philodinida, Philodinidae. The record is from the annotation of a GenBank genome assembly.
AUGAAUUAUUUAAAAUGUCAUAAAUAUCAUAUUUUUAAAAAAAUUAAAAAUUCAACUGUUUGUGUUAUACCUAAAUGGUCAAAAUUAGCUGGAGAAGAUAGUGCACCAUAUGAAUUUCGUUUAUUAUUUUCUGAUUCUGAAUCAUUAGCAAAAUCACGUUCAAUUAUUGGAAAAGAAUUAAAUAUGGUAGGACAUUGUAUUUAUUAUUAA